UUGGAGCUCAGUUGUGGCCGUAAGCUGAGGACUGUCUGUAAUCUCUUCUUAAAGUCCCACUUAGCACUUCACUCCUUGUGGCAAUGCCAUGUUCUUCCCAAGGCCAGUUCUCCAUUAUUUUCCCCUAAAAAGGUUGGAACUCUGAUCUGGUGGGGAUGGGGGACUCCCCUUCCUGGUCUCCCCAAGGUAGCAACCUCCUGUGGUCCUUGACCCGCUUGGCGCAGACAUGAUCAGCCGGGCGCUGGGCCCCGAAUUCGGCGGAAGCAUUGGCCUCAUGUUCUUCUUUGCCAAUGUCUGUGGCAGUGCCCUCUACAUCUUGGGACUGGUGGAGGCUGUGGUGGAUGACUUUGGCAGUCCGGCAGAGGGAACCAUUGGGACAGCCACACAGGUCCUGCCCCGCGGUUACUGGUUUGACCUCUUGUACGCCACGGUCCUUCUCUUCCUGUGCCUCCUGGUCUGCCUUGUGGGUGCUGGCAUCUACGCUAAGGCCACCUUCCUCAUCUUCCUCAUCGUCAUGGUGGUGCUGGGCACCGUCUGCAUCAGCUUCUUCAUCGUGGGCGUCCGGGUUGUGGGGCUUCCCGCCAUCAGGGACGGCAACCGCACCGAACUCUCCAAUGCGUCCUUCACUGGAUUCAAACUCAGCACCCUCCUAGAUAAUCUGCACG
This is a messenger RNA of Thamnophis sirtalis, 665 nucleotides long. NCBI's taxonomy places the organism in Eukaryota, Metazoa, Chordata, Lepidosauria, Squamata, Natricidae. The record is from RefSeq and is a predicted model, not a curated record.